AUAAAAGAGUUAUUGGUUGUAAUUCAGAGGCUUUAGGAAAACCAGACAUGUGCCAUAGACUGGAAUGCUCAGGAAUAAUUCAUUGUGGAUAUAAAAUUGCAGAUCCUAAGUGGUGCUCUAAAGCAGAUUAUGAUGAGAUUCAGCUUACCUGCAAGCCACAUGUUUCAAUAGCUCCUAUGGGAAACUGGACAUUCACAAAAUAA
This is a messenger RNA of Entrophospora sp. SA101, 203 nucleotides long. NCBI's taxonomy places the organism in Eukaryota, Fungi, Glomeromycota, Glomeromycetes, Entrophosporales, Entrophosporaceae. The record is from the annotation of a GenBank genome assembly.